GGAGAAAGUCGACAAGUUCUUCUUGAAAUAUCUCUUGUCAUACAUUUAAUGCUUAUCUGAAUCUUUCACUGAUGUCAGUAGUAACUGAAGUGUUGACCUCUGCUGGUCAAAUUGAUAAACAAGAAGUACAUGGUAAAGUCAAGGCUUUGACAGACCAUAUUAAAGACUUACAACAUGGGAUAUAUAAUAGUAUAACUGAAAGAUAUAUAGAUUUUUAUCCCAGUUAUAAUUCUGUCUCAGACUUGGCAAAUGAAGUCGAUUCAGUUAAAAACCAAAUUGAGGCUGUUUCAAAUAAAAUUGAUUCUGAGAUUAAAGAUCAGCUAAAUGUUUCAACAGCAGAAUUUCAGACAUUAACAAGGGAAUUACAAGAAGUUAAUGGAAUCCUGCUGGUUUUAAAAACUCUAGUAGAAUUGCAGGAUGCAUUGGAAGAUGUUGCAAAGGCAAAUAAACAGAAAAAGUUUGGACAAGCUGCUGACUGUUUGGCAAACAUCCAUGACAUUCUAUCCCGACCUCUAUUAAAUGGAGAAUUUGAAAUCAAGAUUUUAAAUGCCCUGAACACUGAAAAUAAAAUACAGAAGCAGAAGCUGAUAUUUGAUCUUAAUGAUGUAUGGAAAGAACAUGUCGUCUGGAUCUCACCUGAACCCAAAUCUACAUCUGGAAAUCUAAUAGAAUUAAAACUUAUCACUGGAAAGGAUUCUUUACAAGUUCUUGAGAACAUGAUAUCUGCCAUGGAAAAACUGAACAUUCUAGACUCCAAAAUCAAAGCUUUUGGUGAACUGUUUGUGAAACAUAUAGUAAAAAAUCUUUUGUUACAAGAUGCAGUAGAUCUGAAAGAAAUGUCUACUAGUAAAGAAAAAUCACUUAAAUUAACUUUGAAGUCUAAAGUAGAGCAUAUGCCCCUUAAUGUGAAUCUCUUUCGUAAAUUUAAUUUGGUUAUGGACUUUUUGGCUGAUAGCUUUUUCAAAUUAACAGUAAAGUGGAAAGAAAAGGAAAUAUCUUUAUUAGAAUUAUUAGGGUAUGGAAUAGCAGACACUGUUGUUGACCUGAUUAUUAAAGACUGUUUGUCUCAUGCCAUUCCUUCCCAAACAGAAAAACUGGCUGAUUUCUUCAAAGUAAUUGAUUCUACAGAAACCUUCCAGAAAGGCUUGAUGGAUGCCAAAUUCCUGCCCGAAUCAAACACUGCCUUGAUGAAUUAUGUAGGAAAUGUCAAUGUACUGUUUGCUAAAAAGAAAUGUCAAGAGAUUUUAGAGAAGGCAAGGAAAUUGAUCACAUCUGAUAUUCAUGACACCUUUGAAGUAUCACCUGAUGUCACUCUCCAUCCUCUACCACCUCUAUUGAAAGAUAAAUCCAUUUCAACCUCUACACCACCAGUUCAACUGGCCCAUGAAGAGAAACUAAGCCCAGAUGCCUUUAAAUUGCCUAAAUGCAGAAUAAGUUUGUCAAUAAAUAAUGUGGUGAAUUUAGCGUAUGAGAUAUUAAGUGAAGCAAGUAGUAGUUCACCAGAAUGUGCUGUACAGAUGUUUUAUGCAGUUAGAAAUAUAUUUGAAUUAUUCUGUAGUGUAUUUCCUACCUAUCACAGACAAAGUCUUAAUGCUCUACCACAAUUUUCUGCCUUACAUCAUAAUAACUGUAUGUUUAUAAGUCACCAUUUAAUGACGUUAGGACACCAGUUUAGUUUGAAGUUACCUCCUACUAUUAAUUCAACGUUUGUUGAUCUUAUACCUAAAAUACGUGGCAUUGGUACUCAGAGUUUUAUGGAUCAGAUGAAUUCUCAAAGAGAUUUAUUACUAGAAUUUUUACAAGCUGCUAAUGGUUUUGCUGACAUGUCUAAUGAAGAAAAAUAUACAGUUGGUGAGAAGAGUAUUAUUCAAUGUCUUCAUCAGUUAAGUCAUUUACAAAAUGUAUGGAAAGAUAUAUUACCUGUUAAUAUUUAUAGGAAAGCUAUUGGUAUGUUGAUAAAUACUGUAGUUGUUGAUAUUAUUGAAAGUGUUACUACACUAGAAGAUAUUUCAUCUUUUGAUGCCAAACAACUUGAUACAUUAAUGUCUACUCUCAGUAAGAAAGCCGAACCUUUCUUUGCUAUAGAAGGGGAUGAUGGCAACCCAAAUAUAGAACUACAACGCAAUGUUACCAAAUGGAAUAAAUUCAAAGAGCUUAAUUUAGUGCUAAAUGCCAAUCUUCAAGAUAUUUCUGAUAGAUGGGCUGAUGGAAAGGGUCCCUUAGCUAUGGCGUUUACACCCAAUGAAUUGAAGCAGUUAAUUAGAGCUUUGUUUCAAAAUACAGAUAGACGUGCUACAGUUCUAGCUAAGAUUAAAUAAAUGUUAUAAAGAUAGCUUUCUUGUAGUAAUAUUUUGCAUCAGACUUUUAGUCAUUAAUUAUUAUUAGCCUGGCUGUUAUUGAAGCUAUAGAUUUGUUAUAUUAUAUACAUUUGGUGCUGUGAAUUUAUUUAUGUUCUAGAAAAUGAAAAAAAUGUGAUAUUGUU
Molecule: messenger RNA, 2482 nt
Organism: Lottia gigantea (owl limpet)
Lineage: Eukaryota; Metazoa; Mollusca; Gastropoda; Lottiidae
Exons: 8
Coding region: 72-2318 (748 amino acids)
Biological process (GO): mitotic cell cycle; mitotic spindle assembly checkpoint signaling; endoplasmic reticulum to Golgi vesicle-mediated transport
Cellular component (GO): RZZ complex; nucleus; chromosome, centromeric region
Source: RefSeq, a predicted model, not a curated record